CGGAACAUGGACCAGGAGAAGCAAACUGUUUGCUGCUGCUUGUAUCACUUGAUGAUACUAUACCUUGAUGCGCUCGUACAUGACAUCCCAGUAAGCAACUGCGCGAUACGAUCGAAUGCAUGGGAUAGUACUCUAAUUGCCAAGGUGAUCAAGAAGGAUACUAUCUCUCCUGGUGUGUUCGGCAAAUUACAACUUAAAGAGGAGUAUAGAGGCACGGAGCAGACACCACUGUUUGGUGGAAUUUUGCAAGCUGAAGCAUUUGUGGCAUCCAAGUUACCAAUAACAUACAAUCCGCAGGUUAGUGUUUUGCAUACAUAAACUUGUAUCAC
Triticum dicoccoides is the source of this 329-nucleotide messenger RNA. RefSeq lists its product as uncharacterized. NCBI's taxonomy places the organism in Eukaryota, Viridiplantae, Streptophyta, Magnoliopsida, Poales, Poaceae. The record is from RefSeq and is a predicted model, not a curated record. The coding region runs from base 7 to 318 and encodes 103 amino acids. The transcript has 3 exons.